GGCAUAGUGCUAAUUGUUAAUACCGUUCGGUCCACCAAAAUCCUGGGAAAAUUUAAAUCGCUUCACUGUUCACUGCAAAACCCUAACAAUCCACGAACAGAGCUCGGUCAAGAAUGGUUGGAACGAAUCUGAAGGCGGAGACAAUGAGUUUGAUGGAGAAGCGAACGGCGGUCGAAGCCGAGAUGAAUGCCAUCAUCCACCGUCUAUCUCAACCCGGCGGCCCUGGUCUCUCCGGCAAUCUCAUAGACGCUGAGGGCUUUCCUCGUUCUGAUAUCGAUAUACUUCACGUUCGAGCUGAACGACGUCGCCUUGCUGAGUUGCGAAAUGAUCAUCAGGAGAUAAGUGAGAAAAUAAAUGAAAAUAUACAACUUCUUCAUUCGGCAAGGCUCUCUAAUGUGUCAUCAUGUGUCAAAGAUUCAGGUAAUGAUGCAGACUCAAAUCAAAACUCAUCACUAGUCAAUGCUGAUGCCUCUGCAUUCCCAAGCAAUAACAUUCAGAGAGAUUCUCCAGUUUCCAUGGAUGUGGAUUUGAUUAUCAGCAAACCCUUUGCACUUAUUGAUGAAAUUACUGAUGCAUCUCCAGCAGCAGAGGAUGGCUUACAGCUUGGAGAUCAGAUUGUGAAAUUUGGGAAAGUAGAAGCUGGUGAGAAUUUGCUAGAAAGGCUUGCUUCUGAAGGCCGGUCAAAUCUGGGUCAAGCAGUACCUGUAGUGAUAAUGAGGCAAGGAGCUGUGAUAAACUUAACAGUGACACCACGAACAUGGCAAGGCAGGGGUUUACUGGGAUGCCAUUUCCGGAUCUUAUAGUCAGUUAUAUUUUCAAUUCAUAGUUUGGAGGAUGUGAGCAGACCAAUUGAUGGAUGCCACUUAAUGGGUGCAGUCUUUUACCGAUCACAUGUCUUUUUGGUUCAAAAGAAUAAAAUCUUCCACUUUAUCUUACCGUAUUUGACCAUUGCAUGCUUGAUAGAAUUACUCAACUUUUACUUUUAUUCUCUUGACAACUUUACUUUCUUUUCUCCCUCUCUUGUUAUUCCAUACUUAGGAUUAGUCAAUCAAAUCCUGAAUUCUUCUCUCAUUAUUCCAUUCUUGAAAGUUGCAUUUUCA
Molecule: messenger RNA, 1100 nt
Organism: Mangifera indica (mango)
Lineage: Eukaryota; Viridiplantae; Streptophyta; Magnoliopsida; Sapindales; Anacardiaceae
Product: 26S proteasome non-ATPase regulatory subunit 9-like
Exons: 6
Coding region: 114-803 (229 amino acids)
Biological process (GO): proteasome regulatory particle assembly
Cellular component (GO): nucleus; cytoplasm
Molecular function (GO): protein binding
Source: RefSeq, a predicted model, not a curated record